AUGGCCUCCCCUGCUGUCAACUUAGGCGAAAUCAAGAAUAUGUCUCCCCUUCAAGGUGUUUAUCCUCCUGCUCCAGCAGGCGGUGAACCAGGCUUCAUGACUACCAACCCAAUUUCACAAUUCUUGGCUAGAGUUUCUCAAAAUAUUAUCCAGCAUAGAAAUUCCUUGGAUUUGAUCAACCCCGGUGUUAUGGAAAAUAUCAAUAAGGAAGUUUCAAAAGAUGUGUUUUUAAGUCUAUACCAAUUCACAGGUUUAAAAGCAGACAUUAACAAAACUUUUGCCAUGAACCCAGUUUUCCAAAUUGCUCACAGUUUUGCUGUUGGUAGUAAAUUACCAGCUUACUCAUUUACCUCCAUUAUUGCUAAUGAUCAAGCUUUAGUUCAAGGAACUAUUGAUAAUGAACUAUCUUUAACUGGUAGAUUAAACUACAGCUGGGACAAGCAUAUUGUUUCCAAGAUUUCCUUACAAUUGGCUCACGGCCAACCAUCUAUGUGCCAAUUAGAACACGAAUAUCAAGGUAAUGACUUUUCUUUACAAUUGAAGGCUCUUAACCCUGAUUUCUCUGGCCCAAAGUAUAACGGUCUAUUAAUCGGUUCAAUUAUGCAAUCAAUUACUAAGAAGCUGUCUCUCGGUAUGGAAACUGUGUACAAUGCAAUGGAUCCAAAUGGUCCAGCACAAGCUGCUAUUUCUUUGGCUGGUAGAUACAAUGCAGGUGACUGGAUUGCAUCCGCUCAACUUCAAGCCCAAGGUGCAAUUGUUGGUUCUUUCUGGAGAAAGGUUGCACCAAAUUUUGAAGCUGGUUUAGAAACUACUAUUCAAGCAUCCCAACAGCCAGUUAUGUCUGAAGCUAUGAUGAUGCCAACGAUUCAAACCAACAUUGAAGCUAAUACUGUUCUAGGUGCCAAGUACGAAUUCAGACAAUCUAUUUACAGGGGUCAACUUGAGUCCAAUGGUGAUGUUUCCUUCAUGCUUGAACACAGAAUUUUACCAACAAUUGGCUUAAUCUUUAAUGGUUCUAUCAACCAAUUUAAAAAUACUUCUAAAUUAGGUUGUGGUAUUCAAAUCGAAACUGCAGGUAGUGAGGAAAUCAUGAUGAUGCAAAACGGUAUGGUUGAUCAAAACGGUAAUCCAAUCCAAGGUGCACCACAAAUGAACUAA
Molecule: messenger RNA, 1158 nt
Organism: Pichia kudriavzevii
Lineage: Eukaryota; Fungi; Ascomycota; Pichiomycetes; Pichiales; Pichiaceae
Exons: 1
Coding region: 1-1158 (385 amino acids)
Biological process (GO): protein import into mitochondrial matrix
Cellular component (GO): mitochondrial outer membrane; mitochondrial outer membrane translocase complex
Molecular function (GO): transmembrane protein transporter activity
Source: RefSeq, a predicted model, not a curated record